Purpureocillium takamizusanense is the source of this 3116-nucleotide messenger RNA. RefSeq lists its product as uncharacterized. Gene Ontology annotation, cellular component: equatorial microtubule organizing center; spindle pole; gamma-tubulin complex. The record is from RefSeq and is a predicted model, not a curated record. The transcript has a single exon. Gene Ontology annotation, molecular function: gamma-tubulin binding; microtubule minus-end binding. Bases 136 to 3039 code for a protein of 967 amino acids. Gene Ontology annotation, biological process: cytoplasmic microtubule organization; mitotic cell cycle; spindle assembly. NCBI's taxonomy places the organism in Eukaryota, Fungi, Ascomycota, Sordariomycetes, Hypocreales, Ophiocordycipitaceae.
CCCUGCUCGCCUUUGUGAACAUGGAUCCAUCCAUUGAACGCGCUCUGGCGCGUCGCGGGCCUGGAGACUCCCCCCGUGCAACGCCAACGUCACCCUUCGAGCAUCUCGACCAGAAGGCUGGCGCAAGAUGCAGCCAUGGUCGGCGACAGCAAAGAAGGCCAUGUCUUUGCCAUUCCCGACUUCUGGCCCAAAUCCCACUGGCUAGAGCCGCACGACGCCGGGCACACAGUCACGCCACUGUUCGGGCAGGAUGCUCUCAUCAGGGAGCCGUCGUUCCAGCCGCGCGACAAUGCAACGGACGGCCUGAGCCUCAGGGCGCCAUUCAGCGCGCUGUCCGUCACAAACACGCUUAAUCGGGAUAUUUCCCUCGAUCAGGAUGGCUUCUUUCGGCUGCCCCCGCUGUCCAGCAGCGAGCCAAGGGAGCCGACGCCAGAAGCCUCCCCGGAGCCGGAGGACCCCGUCGACGGUCCCGGUCAUGUCACUCCCGAGGAGGAUCUAUGGAUGGACGCAUCCGAGUCCCCGCCAAAGAAGGCUUGCUUCCGCUCGUGGGACGCCUUUGAUGCCGGCGAAGUCGCUCCGCACGCACCCAUGUUCCUCAGCGAGGCCGGACCCAACGCCUACGACGCCCUGCUGUCCUUGCCCGACGACCCUCUCCAGCUCGGAAACUUGGCGGUCCCCAUCGUCGCGGCCGAGCCGUACUUUUCGUCUCUGCUUGCCUUGGCCGUCGGAAGGGACUCUAUCUUCUUCGUCAAAAACGAAAGCGCUGGGUCCUUCAAGCCGGCGCUCCCAGCACUGCGCGUUUCCGGCUACUCGCAGCAGGUUCUCCAAGGCCUCGAGGGCCAAGCACACUGGUGCGGCUCUACGUUCUUGCAGCUCGGACUCUUUUCUCGCGCUGCCUUGGACACGCUUCCCAGCCGCUGCGGCGUUGCCCUCGCCAGCAGCAUGACCCAAGUCUUGCAGGCCGUCGAGCAGCGCGUCGCCGUGGACGGAGGCAGCCCCCGCUCGCUGCUACAGCUCCAGGCGACCAUCAAAGAGGUCUUGACCAUUCUCAAGUACCUGAGGAGAAUGGCAACGAAGCUGCGUCCCAACUGUCCAGAUGAGGAGAUCUUGUCCCUCGUGUACCAUACGGCCUCGUCUGUCGAUGACGGGGAGAAUUACAUUCGGUACAUAUUUCGCGAGAUACUGCAACGAGUUUCUGCACCUUGGGUCGAGACAAUCGAAGAAUGGAUAGGCACGAGGCAAGAAAGCGGCAUGCCACUCACCAAGACCAAAGAAGGAGACGCCAAAGGUUUUGUCAAGGUCGAGGCCGAGGCCUACGUGGAUGAUUUUGGGCGCGAGGAAAUAGAAGUCGACUUCCGCCUCGACAGCAGCAAAAUUCCGGACUUUAUGCCAAAGGAUGUCGUCGACACCAUUUUCGAAACCGGGCGAAAUUUGAGAUUCAUCAAAUCCUUUCAUCCUAAGCAUCUGCUAGCCCAGGAGUCGUUGACCGAGCUGAUCCAGCCACCGAAAGCAGAGUGGCACUACAAUUGGGACUCUAUCCUGGAUCUCGAAAAUCGUGUCGCUCGUUACAGAGACAGUUUACGGGCUGCUUUGGAACAGAGCCGCCAUGGGUUGAUGCCAGACGCCCGCUCUGUCAAGAAGCAGGAGAGCCACCCAGCGUCAACGCUGGAAUACUUUGGACUCGAUGAGGGGGCGAUGGAAGCACGAAUCAUGUCAUCCAUAGCUCACCUGGGCCAAUCUAUGGAAGAGGUGGCGAAAAAGGAUCCGCUAAGCAGGAUAGUCCGUGAGGGCCUCACCAGACACUAUCAGCCCGCCUCUAUACAGUCCGACGCGACCCCACACUGGUCACUGCUCCCAGUCUUGUCUUUUGGCGGCAUCGCCUCGGCGCAAGCUCAGAUCGUCAGUCGAGAAGCCUUGCGGCUCCUGUUUGACGCGCAUGACAUUCGCAGCCACCUCAGACUUCAGAGGGACUUUCAGCUGCUCGGUAACGGCAUGUUUUGCAGCCGCCUAUCGCACGCACUGUUUGAUCCUGACCUAGAGUCUGCUGAGAGACAGGCAGGCGUCGCCAUGCAGGGGGGAGUCAUGGGGCUGCGGCUUGGGAGUCGAGACACUUGGCCACCCGCCAGUUCCGAGCUGCGGCUUUCUCUCAUGGGAGUCUUGACAGAGAGUUACGUACAGCAACAAGGUUCGAAGCCUGAGACCAUGGCCUCCCAGUCCGUUGAACCAUCGACCCUGCCCGGGGAUCUAAGCUUCGCCGUGCGGGACUUGUCUCCUGAAGAGAUCGACAAGUGCAUCAACCCAGACUCGCUGGAGGCGCUCGAUUUUCUUCGUCUGUCGUACAAACCCCCACCGGAGCUAACGUCGGUCAUCACGCCCACCAAUCUCAUGCACUACGACAGCAUCUUCAAGUUGCUCCUGAGAGUCUUGCGGAUGCUGCACGUCGUCAACCAACUACACGUGGACGUCAGCGCGCGGACCAGCGCGUGGGAGAACCCCGGGCCCCUGUCGCUCCGGUUUGCCAGAGAAGCGCAAAGGUUUGUGAGCAGCGUGGCUUCGUACUUUCUGGACACAGGUGUUGCGGUUCCCUGGGGCGCGUUCGAGAGGCGGUUGGACAAGGUGCGCGCCGACCUCGACAAGGCCGUCGAGGCGGGACCGGCAACAGUUCAAAGCCCUGACCAACUGCGGCAUCUUCACUCCCAAGUCAUUGACGGCAUCAUGUUUGCGCUGUUCUUGAGGAAACGACAGCAGCCGGUGUUGGCCCUCUUGGAGGAGAUAUUCGCGACGAUUCUGCGGUACGCCAAGUGGUCGCGACUUCACGCGCUAGGACGGAACCUGGAAACCGAUGGUGAGGCCGAGGCGGCGACGCUGUACGCGCAUUUCAAAAAGAAGAUGCAGGUCUUCAUCACUGUGUGCCGCGGCUUGUCGGAGAAGGGCAAGGCGGGCGGCAAGAUGCUGAGGCAGUUGGGCGUGGGCGAGGAGAGCCUGGUUGCGCAGCUUCUGAUGAAGCUCGACAUGUGCGAUUACUACGUCAAGAGCUGAGCGAUAGAUAUAAAAGAUGUAGUCAUGUCGUAAACGUUUAGAGAGCAUACUAUUGCACUGCUCCAUGUGCACGCGUC